GGUUGAUUAGCUUUGUCUGUUAAAGCUGAAACAGCAGAGAAGUGGUUGUUGGAUGAACAUGCUAACACUUAACUCAUGAGCUCUGUCUGCUUUCUUCUCUUUGUAUUUGUGUGAACUGACCGUUUCUUGAUCAGUCAUGCUGCCGCUGAAGGACAAGGAUAAACCCAUCGUCCAGAAGCUGCUCUCGGCCGGCUGCUGCGCUCGCUGCGUCCUCAGGUUCUGCUGCACUCGCGUUCAAGCCGCCUACAGACAACCAGAACAGGACACACUCAAGGAACUUCAAGCUUUCAUCUGCAGUACAGAAGAUUCAGCAGCAUCAGAGUCCACACAAGAAAAGGACAAGUCCCAUGAUGCAGCUGUAUCAGAAGCACCUGAAGACCCACCGAGCAAAAGAGCUAAACUGGACCCCAGUGGGACAGACGCUCAGUCAGAGGAAGGUGCUGCUUCUGUGGACAAACCGAGAGACAAAGAGACGCAUGUGUGUGUGGUGUGUUUGGGAAUCCUGCAGGAACUCUGUGGCUCGACUCAGGCUGUAAAGAUUGCAGAGGCAGUGAAGGCAGAAAGCUACGAGUUUGACACCCUGGUGCUGUCUGUGUCCCUGCCUGCUCAGCUGUGUGUCCGUGAGCACUCCUGCUGGCUCCAUGUGAAGAAGGAAGUAAGAGAGAAGGGCCUGGUGCUCGAUAAGGACGACGUCAUCCAGGUGAAGGAGGCCUUCAAGUGGACCAUGCAGGGCCUGGUCGCCAAGGAGCUGGGCGGCGUUGCCGUGGUUACGAAGAGCGCGUUCGAGGUCGGCGUGGAGUUCACUCACGAAGCCACAGACUCCGACUGUCACUUCCUAGCGUCAGCGUGUCCCGACUGCUUCAAACCCACCAAGAACAAAGAGUCGGUGUUCACCAGGAUGGCCGUGGUCAAAGCUCUGGAAAAGAUACCUGAUGCCAGAUUUCUGAAACACUACCCUUGUCCUCCAACGCAGCCGUCCAGCUGUUGUAGCCUUCAGGACAUCCAGUGUCUCCAUGUGUCUGUCUUUGUCGCAGGGAGAUACAACAAGUUCUGCCGCAGUCUGCCUCAGACGCCCUGGGUGAUCGAUGGAGAGAGGAGGAUGGAGUCUUCGGUGGAGGAGCUGAUCGCAGCGCCCGUCCUGUCUGCCUUCAGAGCCGACGGUUUUAAUUUCUCUUCCUCUGGCAGGGAGGAUGUAGACGUCCGGACUCUUGGAAAUGGACGCCCGUUUGCGAUGGAGCUGCUGAAUCCUCACAAAUCCAGACAGAGCAGAGUGGAGAUGAAGCAGCUGCAGGAGACCAUUAACACGUCUUCAGACAAAAUCCGAGUGAGAGACCUGCAGAUAGUUUCCAGAGAGGCCAUGAGUCGGAUGAAGGAGGGGGAGGAGGAGAAGACCAAGUCGUACACGGCUCUCAUCUGGACCCAGAAACCCAUCCAGAGAGAAGACAUCGCCUUCAUUGAUGACAUCAAGGAGCUGACUCUGGAUCAGAAGACGCCUCUGAGGGUCUUGCACCGCCGGGCGCUGGCCGUCCGACAGCGAGUCAUCCACAGCAUGAACGCCCGCUUCCUGGACCCACAUCACUUCUACCUGGGGCUGAAGACGCAGGCCGGGACGUACAUCAAAGAGUUUGUCCACGGAGACUUCGGCCGCACCAAACCAAACCUGUGCCAGCUGCUGAAGACAGACACGGACAUCCUGGAGCUGGAUGUGGAGUCUGUGGACGUGGACUGGCCUCCUGCCAUACCAGAGUGAACGCAGACCUUGUCCUGUGUCUGAGGGGGUCCGGUCUCACCGAGGCCGGGACAGCGGGAAUGUCCCGUGUGGACUCCUCUCACAGAGUCUGAGACUGAACACGCAUCAGUGGAAAUGGACAUGAGGACAGUCACAUGGUCCCGCUGCUGCUUUGUGAAGCCUGGCCUGGGUUUGUUUUGGUUCUGGAUUUGUCUUUAUGAGCAACAUGUAACUUGAACAGGACUUUGUCUUCAGUUGGAUCAGUUGACAUCUCAGACUCAGCCUGUCAGGCUCAGACCUUCACUCUCAGGCUGAUUCGGCGGCUCGUCCUUCCUUCCUCAAACCUUAAAGUAUAAAAAAAAUAAAGUUUGUGUUUUGCAGAGGGA
Molecule: messenger RNA, 2115 nt
Organism: Toxotes jaculatrix (banded archerfish)
Lineage: Eukaryota; Metazoa; Chordata; Actinopteri; Toxotidae
Gene: pus10
Product: pseudouridine synthase 10
Exons: 18
Coding region: 137-1750 (537 amino acids)
Biological process (GO): tRNA pseudouridine synthesis
Molecular function (GO): pseudouridine synthase activity; RNA binding
Source: RefSeq, a predicted model, not a curated record